Molecule: messenger RNA, 1200 nt
Organism: Notothenia coriiceps (black rockcod)
Lineage: Eukaryota; Metazoa; Chordata; Actinopteri; Perciformes; Nototheniidae
Product: 5-hydroxytryptamine receptor 3A-like
Exons: 8
Coding region: 118-1185 (355 amino acids)
Biological process (GO): monoatomic ion transmembrane transport
Cellular component (GO): membrane
Molecular function (GO): extracellular ligand-gated monoatomic ion channel activity; transmembrane signaling receptor activity
Source: RefSeq, a predicted model, not a curated record
UUCACCUAUCAAGAUGUUUCAAUCUACCUGAACCUGACCAAAAACAAGGAGCUGCACUCAACGGUCCGACCUGUCAAAGACUUCAACAAACCAACACUGGUCUAUGUCGCUUUCUCAAUGGAGUCAAUUCUAGACAUGAGUGAGAUGGACCAGACUUUCGUUUCUGUCAUUCGGAUUUAUAUGAAAUGGGAAGAUCCGCAUCUUCAUUGGGACCCAGAUCACUUUGGUGGCCUUGAUAAGAUGAGAGUUUCUGCUGAUUUGUUGUGGAAGCCAGAUCUAAUGAUUAAAGAGAUGAUAGAGAAGAACAAGGCUGUUCCAAAUCCCUUUAUCACCCUUCACUCGAACGGUACCGUUGAACAUGUGAGGGAACUUAUGGUGGUCAGCACGUGCAGGAUGGAAGUUCGCAGAUUUCCUUUUGAUGUUCAGCACUGCAACUUGUCUCUCAAGUCUAUGGUUUACCCAGAGGAGGAGUUGAAGAUUGAAGUCUUAACUGACGGUGAACGGAAAUGGAGUGAAACAACACUAAGGGACCAGAUCAAGUGGAAGUUCUUAACCCCUGGAGUCACCAACCGACCUGUCCCAGAGUGUGAUCAAAAGCAAAGCGUUCUAAUUUAUUCUAUCAGGAUGAAUAGGCGUUAUCCCAUCUUCAUCGCCAACUUCUUAGUGCCCAUCAUGUUCUUAUUCUGUCUGGACUUGGCCUCCUUCCUGAUGCCAGACCAAGGGUGCGAGAGGGUCAGCUUCGAGAUCACUCUGCUGCUCGCUGUCACUGUGAUGCAGCUGAUUCUCAACGACGUUCUGCCUUCCUCUUCAGACACGAUACCGCUUAUAGUGGUCUUCAGCAUUGGUAUGUUCUGUUUGAUGUUGAUCAGCCUUCUGGAGACGAUUUUGGUGAUGUAUCUGAUCAAGAAAGACUCUGCCUCUGAAGAAAGCAACGCAGAUAAAGGCCUGAGUGAGGACUGUGGAGACCAACAGGGCAACAAUGAUGGAGUUGAGACUGAACACAUUCUUCAAACCUUUGGAUUUCAACUCCAUCUAUCUAAUGUGAAGAAAUGGACUCACUGUGCUUGUAAGGUUUCUGAUGAACCGCCAACUGAACUGCUGUCUGUGGCCGAAGAGGUGAGAGUUGGGUUAAUCUGUAAAAUGAAUGUUUACCUACGUUUUAAAAACAAAGAGAACUCAAAUUAGUGAAGUAUAAAAGCA